Molecule: messenger RNA, 1201 nt
Organism: Cryptococcus amylolentus CBS 6039
Lineage: Eukaryota; Fungi; Basidiomycota; Tremellomycetes; Tremellales; Cryptococcaceae
Exons: 3
Coding region: 612-1037 (141 amino acids)
Source: RefSeq, a predicted model, not a curated record
GCCGAUGCAGUCCACGCACGUCUCAAACGUCUCCUCCUAGCGCAAGAGCUUCUCUGUCUUCUGGCGCUGGGCCACGCAAUCCCAACUGACUUUUCUCCGCGGCCAUUGGUCGGAUCGCGCCUCAACCCCUAAUGGAGCCUCCUCAAGAUCCAGAAUUACGGCCUCGCUGACCAUAUCUGACUUACCAGACUUACCAGACAAGGUCCGGCCGUCAUGUACCCGACAGAACGGCAACGGUGCAGCACAACUCUUAGACUUGAUUUCAGUCCUUUUUUACGCUAUCCAAAGCGGAUGACGGUAUCCUCUUUUGAUGGUCUCGAUCGUGCGUAUCUAUAUAAGGCGGACGACUGCUUGAUCUUUCCCAGAACCAAUACAUCAAUUUACCUCCCAUAUACAUUUAUACGUAGACGCUGAUCAUGCCCGGAACCUGGUGAGUCUCAAGUUCAUGGUGGCGAUGGACUUGCUGAAAGUGAUUGAAGGCUUAGAAGCAUCAAGGGCCUUGUCACGGGCUUGCUUUUGGCUUCGGCCUUCUGCUCGGUGAGUCAUGCGUUAGCCAUCACCCGCAUAGUUCAGCUCACAGGCGGCCGCACUAGUUCAUCAUCGACAUUAUAAUGAUCCUCAAAGUGAGGCAUUACAGCAACACCUACCCUCCUGCAGUCGUUGCCCUUAUUGUCUGCUCAAUCCUGGAGUGGCUUUAUGUUCUCUGGCUCAUGAUCAUGCCGAGAUCGAAAUUGUUCCGGGCCUCUUCCGUUGCAGCUGUCAUUGGACUUUUCACCUGCUUCAGCUUUGCCUGUAUCGUCGCUACCACCGUUCUCCGACACCACUCAAAGUACUGUGACACCAGCCUUGCAAACAACGGCGAUCUUUGUGGUGUCCUUCGAGGUACCGAAGGUCUUGGUUGGAUGCUCUUUGGGUUCAACCUGAUCUACCUGUGUCUUCUCCCCGUUCUUGCUAGUGGCGGCCACUGGGGCCGAACCAUACACGAACUUCCCUACGAAGAGAAGUUUGUCGACGAGGAGAAGGCUCCUGCUCACUAAGCGGCAGCAGGGUACGAAGCUGGCUGGCUGAGGUUGUUUUGCUAUGGCGGCGUAGUAAGGCUCUAGUAGGCUGGCGGCGACAUAAUGCGUAGGCGAAGUAUAAUCUGGACUGCAGUAGUGACAUCAACUUAUAAUUCACGGUUCAUGCAUAAUGGUUGUUUCUA